ACUUUCAACUUCCCCCUUAGCCAUUCUUUCCAGGAAGCUAAUUAAGCAAGAGAGUGAUACAGCAAAGCUAGUGCUUCCAGUUUCAGCUACGUACCUAGCUAUAGCCAUGUCAGGCCGAACAACAAGAGCUUCUCAACCCACAGAGGACGAGAUUAAGGAGCUCAUCUUAAAACUACAAGCACUGCUACCACAGCUUAAUCAUAGGCCAAACACAAAGGCAUCAGCAUCAACCAUUUUGGAAGAAACUUGUUCUUACAUCAAGAGGCUGCAUAAAGAGGUAGGCGACCUGAGCCAAAGACUAUCUCAACUACUGCAUGAUUCUGCAGAAUUUGUUGAGGUUGAUGAAGAGCUAAUUACACGACUCCUCUCCAACAUUAAUUAAUUAAUAAUGCAGCUAGCUCGAUCUUUCUCUCUCAAGCUCUCUCUCGCCUACUUAGCUAUAGUACAUCUAUUAUUAAUUGUAAUAUGAGUUAAUUUGGUUGUUCUUGUACUCCAAGUCUCCAACCAAUGAGAGAUAAUAUAUAUAUAGAAUGAGCGGAAUAUGUUUUUUAUUUUAUUUUUUUAUUUUCCAGUGUACCCUUUUCUGAGAUGUCUCUCUAUAUUGUUGAAAUGCUAGCUUCUAGCUAUUUAAUUAGCAUGUAAUAAUUAUUGGUCCCCAGAUCGAUAUUAAUCAU
Molecule: messenger RNA, 674 nt
Organism: Rosa chinensis
Lineage: Eukaryota; Viridiplantae; Streptophyta; Magnoliopsida; Rosales; Rosaceae
Product: transcription factor ILI4
Exons: 2
Coding region: 107-382 (91 amino acids)
Molecular function (GO): protein dimerization activity
Source: RefSeq, a predicted model, not a curated record